ACACGUGGUUUCAUUUCUAGACAUUUCCGAGGUCAGGGACUUUGAGGGAGAGAGAAACUCAGCUGCAGAUUAAAUAUGGCCUCUGCUUUGAAAAAAUUCUUGCCUUUGUUUGACCGAGUCCUGGUGGAGAGGUUUGCACCAGAAUUGAAAACAAAAGGAGGGAUCAUGCUGCCAGAGAAAUCCCAAGGGAAGGUGCUUCAGGCCACUGUGGUCGCAACAGGAAAUGGGGUCAGGGACCAGCAAGGCAACAUUGUUCCCAUCAGUGUCCAGGUGGGCGAUCAAGUUCUUUUACCUGAGUACGGAGGCACUAAAGUCAUCCUUGAUGAAAAAGAGUACUUUUUAUUUCGGGAUGGAGAUAUCCUGGGAAAAUUUGACUCAUAGAAAAGUUCUAUAUCAACACUGAGUAUAUCUGAAGAAAGAUGUGAGUGAAAAUUGAAUUCAGACAGACAUUAAUAUUGUAUGUUGACCAUGCUGAGUGCAAAAGGGAGACAACUUGUCUACAAUAAUCUGUGAACUGAUAUUGUGUUCUUCAUCAAGAGAAACUUAGAGAUAGAUCACAGAUCAGUGUAUAUUGUAGGUGAAAAAUAACGGACAUCAUCUGUUUUGAUAUUGAAUGUUUUUAUUUUUACCACAGACUGCAUUAAUCUCAUAAAUCAUGUUUGUUGUGAAUGUGUAUACUGUGAUUUCAUAUUAGAUGAUAUAAAAUAAUGAAGUUAGAGAA
This is a messenger RNA of Saccostrea echinata, 721 nucleotides long. RefSeq names its product 10 kDa heat shock protein, mitochondrial-like. The transcript has 4 exons. The record is from RefSeq and is a predicted model, not a curated record. Gene Ontology annotation, molecular function: ATP binding; protein folding chaperone; protein-folding chaperone binding. The coding region runs from base 76 to 381 and encodes 101 amino acids. Lineage: Eukaryota; Metazoa; Mollusca; Bivalvia; Ostreida; Ostreidae. Gene Ontology annotation, cellular component: mitochondrial matrix.